Molecule: messenger RNA, 417 nt
Organism: Suillus fuscotomentosus
Lineage: Eukaryota; Fungi; Basidiomycota; Agaricomycetes; Boletales; Suillaceae
Exons: 1
Source: RefSeq, a predicted model, not a curated record
AAGACUUGGUUGUUCAACAACAAGAAAAAGAAGGAAAGGAAGGACAUGAUCAAGUAUGGGAGGAAAUGGACUCCCAGGAUGGUGGUCUACCAGCAGAAACGCCAAGAGGUGCUGAAGAGGAUUGAGGACGAGUCCAGGGUAAAGCCAGGAGAUCCUGGUAUGUUCAAACAUUAUCAGGCGGUGGUGAAGAUAGUCAUGGCUGAAUUGGACGAUGACAAGUUGGAGAAGGCAAAAGAAACAGCUGAAGAGUGGUCCAACAACUGUCCGCCUCCAGAGAUACAAGCACAAGUGGCUUGUAAGAAGGGUCUGGCAUAUAUGGAGCACUUUUUGAACGAGAUGUGGAGGCAAUGUGGGAUGAGAGUGUUUGUGAUGUCGGCUUGGAAGAAUGAAAAGGGCAAGGUGCUGUUCGGGAUGUGA